Molecule: messenger RNA, 954 nt
Organism: Cricetulus griseus (Chinese hamster)
Lineage: Eukaryota; Metazoa; Chordata; Mammalia; Rodentia; Cricetidae
Source: RefSeq, a predicted model, not a curated record
AUGGCAUAUUGGCCUACUCUGAGGUUGCUAUCCCAGAGCGUGGAGUUCAGCUCACCUGCAGACAACUACACAGUGUGUGAAGGUGACAACGCCACCCUCAGCUGCUUCAUUGAUGAGCAUGUGACCCGAGUGGCCUGGCUGAACCGCUCCAACAUCCUGUAUGCAGGAAACGACCGCUGGACCAGUGACCCUCGGGUGCGGCUGCUCAUCAACACACCUGAGGAGUUCUCCAUCCUUAUCACCCAAGUGGGGCUCGGGGAUGAGGGCCUCUACACCUGCUCCUUCCAGACCCGCCACCAGCCCUACACCACUCAGGUCUACCUCAUCGUCCAUGUCCCUGCCCGCAUCGUGAACAUCUCCUCACCUGUGGCAGUGAAUGAAGGGGGCAAUGUGAACCUUCUCUGCCUGGCUGUGGGAAGGCCAGAGCCCACCGUCACCUGGAGACAGCUCCGAGACGGCUUCACCUCAGAGGGCGAGAUUCUGGAAAUCUCCGACAUCCAGCGGGGCCAGGCCGGGGAAUACGAAUGCAUUACUCACAACGGGGUGAACUCGGCGCCCGACAGCCGCCGUGUGCUGGUCACAGUGAAUUAUCCCCCGACCAUCACCGACGUGACCAGCGCGCGCACCGCCCUGGGCCGGGCCGCCCUCCUGCGCUGCGAAGCCAUGGCGGUGCCGCCUGCAGAUUUCCAGUGGUACAAGGAUGACCGGCUGCUAAGCAGCGGCUCAGCGGAGGGUCUCAAAGUGCAGACCGAGCGCACUCGCUCCAUGCUUGUGUUCUGAGGCUGGAGGCAGAGGAAGUACCUAGGAGAGACCCACAGGGCCUCCCUAUUUCAGCCUCCCUCUGUGACCAUUUCUCUUUCACCAGGCCCAGGAUCCCUGGAGAACUCAGCUCCAAGGCCCCCAGGGCCUCUGACCCUCCUCUCGGCCCUGGGCUGGCUGUGGUGGAGAAUGUAG